Varanus komodoensis (Komodo dragon) is the source of this 1634-nucleotide messenger RNA. RefSeq names its product NK1 homeobox 2 (gene NKX1-2). Gene Ontology annotation, molecular function: RNA polymerase II cis-regulatory region sequence-specific DNA binding; DNA-binding transcription factor activity, RNA polymerase II-specific. The transcript is spliced from 2 exons. Gene Ontology annotation, biological process: regulation of transcription by RNA polymerase II; cell differentiation. Gene Ontology annotation, cellular component: nucleus. Lineage: Eukaryota; Metazoa; Chordata; Lepidosauria; Squamata; Varanidae. Bases 1 to 870 code for a protein of 289 amino acids. The record is from RefSeq and is a predicted model, not a curated record.
AUGCCGGACUGUCAGGAGAGCGGGGCCAAAGGAGCCCCCAUCCACCCGAAAAUCUCCUUCUCCAUCUUGGACAUCCUGGAUCCUCAGAAAUUUACCAGGAAAAGCAACCCAGCGACAGGGCGAAGGGAGAACAUCGCGCCUGCGGGACAGCGGGAGAAAAGUUUGGGAAGAGUUGAACUAGAGAGGAUUCCGAGCAGCAAGGGGAAUAAACUAGAGGCGUAUCAUGAUGCGGACGCCAGCCGCGGAGAGAGCCCGGCGGCCACCCUGGAGGCCUUGGAACAAGAGCCACGCGAUCGGGACAGGAGCUGCUUAACCACCGGGCCCGGCUCUGCACUCCACUCGCCCGGCGACUUCCCUCCCUGCUCGCCAUCGGAUCUGGAUGAGCCCGGCUCGCCGCUGUCAGCCAGGCGUCGCCGAACCGAAUCCAGUUGCGCGAAGCCUCGCCGGGCCCGGACGGCUUUUACGUACGAGCAGCUUGUGGCGCUGGAGAACAAGUUCAGGGCCACACGGUACCUGUCGGUGUGCGAGCGCCUCAACCUGGCCCUGUCGCUCAGCUUAUCCGAGACGCAGGUCAAAAUCUGGUUCCAGAAUCGAAGGACCAAGUGGAAGAAGCAAAACCCCAGCGUUGACGGCUCGGGGCAGCCAGGAAACAACCCGAUGCCCACGGGUGGUGGAGGAGGGGGCAGUGGCAACAGUAACAGCCCUAGUCCGCCGGGCCCCAGUGCCUUGCCCUACCAGACUUUCCCAUCGUACGCACCUGCCAGUGUCCUCUUUCCAGCAUCUGCUCCCCUUCCCUUGACAGGAGGGGGAUCCUUUCCUUCUUUCCUGAGCCCUACAUAUCUGGCCCCAUUUUAUACCCCUCACCUAUAAAAGGAUCCUAUUAUCUGAAGGGCUUCCAGAGGUUUCUGCCCAGACAUGAAUGGAGAUGAGCAAACCCAGCUGUUUAAAUAAGGAAAGCGAAAUCCAGUUCUAGAAAGCAUCUCUUCACUUUGUCCUCUGCGCAUAAAUGGUUUGUUUUCCUCAGAUCUUGUAAAGAGCAUGCCCUCAAAUCAACCACCCUGUGAUCACCAUUAGCUACUUACAGGUGCUUUUUUGAGUCUCUUUAGGUGGGACAUGAGUAUGGGGUGGGGGGGAACCAGCCCCCAGCUUUUCCAUUUCAUGAGCAAAAGCAAAACUUCAUAAUGUAAUUUAAGUUUGUGAAGCCCAUUUGAAAGCAAGAGUGACUUUCAGUGCAAGAAUAUGGAUUAAACCCCCCAUAAAGCAGGUGUGCAGUAUUUGAUAUUUAUGUAAUUGCUUCUCAAUAGCAUAUGCAAGAAGGCAGAAAUAUGGAUUUAGCAGUCAGAAGAGCAGCAAAAGCUGGUUUUCUUCCUCCUGCUCCUCUUUCUCCCCUAUAUAAUCUGUUCCUUUUAGGCGCCUGGUGAUGCACUGAACCGGUGUAACUCCAUGCCCACUCUUGUUAGAUAGGCUAGAGGUUGAUGGGCAAGAACAUAGUACUGGAACCUAUGCUGCAUGACCUGCUCUGACCAUUGAAUUCACUUCUAGACAGAAAUACAGAAUGUGUGUAAUAGUGGAUUAUGCAAACUGUAGAUUGGAAAUGGAGACAGUAUUUUAAUAAAAUGUGUGUUGUACUAUAC